Messenger RNA from Eptesicus fuscus (big brown bat), 3104 nucleotides. RefSeq names its product V-set and immunoglobulin domain containing 10 like (gene VSIG10L). Lineage: Eukaryota; Metazoa; Chordata; Mammalia; Chiroptera; Vespertilionidae. The record is from RefSeq and is a predicted model, not a curated record. The transcript has 10 exons. The coding region runs from base 1 to 2640 and encodes 879 amino acids.
AUGGACACCUCACGGGCCCUGCUGCUCUUCCUGCUCCUGGCCUCGGCCGUAGGGGUCCUCACCCUCAGAGCCUCUUCCGGAGUUCAGCGAACCCAUCUCACCUCUGACUCGGGAAGCUCUUCCCACGGCCCGGGUUCGAAUGUUUCUUUCCACGAACCCCCCGGAGGGAACAUUCCGGAUCAGUCUCCAGGUUCAAGAGCCACGGCUGAUAUCCCCCAUUCCAAAUGGAUCCCCGAGGCCCUGGAUUUGAAGGACGGGCCUGGGUCCUUCUGGCCAAAUGUUUCUGCUGGGGACCACACGUUGGGCCUGGAGCCCCCCAUCUCCGGGACCCCUGGCUCCCCAGCCCGGCCUGACUCCUUGGGCGCUCAGGUUCCCGCGGACGCCUCAAAGCCUUCCUUCCCCGCGAGGCCUCCAGCGUCAGACAUUGCUGUUCCAGCCCCUGGUGCUCCCGUGUCUGUGGGGGGCCCGGGUUUACAGUCCCCCCAUGACGACCCGGAUGCUAAAUUCUCUGCUCAGAGUCCGGCAUCCAAAGUUCCUGCAGAGGCGCCCCCAGGGCCAAGCUUCCCCCAGCAGGUGGGGGGGCCCCUGGCGGUGCUGGUGGGGAGCACCAUCCAGCUGCCCCUGCUUCCGGUGCCCAGCCCUGGCCCCCCGCACCCUCUGGUGGUCUGGCGCCGCGGCUCCAAGGUGCUGGCAGCUGGGGGCCUGGGGUCAGGGGCCCCUCUGAUCAGCCUGGACCCUGCUCACCGAGACCGCCUGCGGUUCGACCAGGCCCGAGGGGCCCUGGAACUGGCCUCGGCCCAGCUGGAGGAUGCUGGGGUCUACACGGCCGAGGUCAUCCGGGCCGGGGUCUCCCGGCAGACUCGGGAGUUCACGGUGGGUGUGUAUGAGCCCCUGCCCCAGCUGUCCGUGCAGCCCGAGGCCCCGGAGACCGAGGAGGGGGCGGCCCAGCUCCGGCUGCGCUGCGUGGGGUGGGGGCCGGGCCGCGGGCAGCUGAGCUGGAGCCGCGACGGCCGCGCCCUGGAAGCCGCGGACCCGGAGGGAGCGGAGCCGCCUCGGAUCCGCGCGGAGGGCGACCAGCUGCUCAUCGCGCGCCCCGUGCGCAGCGACCACGCCCGGUACACCUGCCGGGUCCGCAGCCCCUUCGGCCACACGGAGGCGGCGGCCGACGUCAGUGUCUUCUACGGCCCGGACCCGCCGGUCAUCACCAUCUCCUCGGACCGCGACGCCACCCCGGCCCUCUAUGUCACCGCGGGCAGCAACGUGACCCUGCGCUGCAGCGCCGCCUCGCGGCCGCCCGCCGACAUCGCGUGGAGCCUGGCCGACCCGGCUGAGGCCGCGGUGCCCGCUGGCCCGCGCCUCCUGCUGCCCGCGGUCGGGCCGGGCCACGCCGGCGCCUACGCCUGCCUUGCCGCGAACCCACGCACCGGCCACCGCCGCCGCUCGCUGCUCAACCUCACGGUGGCGGAUCCGCCCCCGGGGUCCCCACAGUGCUCAGUCGAAGGGGGUCCCGGGGACCGCAGCCUUCGCUUCCGCUGCUGGUGGCCCGGGGGGGUCCCUGCCGCCUCCUUGCAGUUCCAGGGUCUCCCCGAAGGCGUCCGCGCGGGCCCCGCGCACUCCGUGCUCCUCGCGGCUGUCCCCGCCCAGCCCCGGCUCCGCGGCGUCCCGGUCACCUGCCUGGCCCGCCACCUGGUGAGCACGCGCACCUGCACUGUCACCCCAGAGGCCCCGCGAGAGGUGCUGCUGCGCCCGAUGGUGGAGGAGGCGCGGUCUGGGGAGGCCGAGGUGGCGCUGGAGGCCUCUGGCUGUCCGCCACCUUCGCGAGCAUCCUGGGCCCGGGAAGGGCGGCCUCUGGCCUCCGGAGGCGGCGGGGGGCGCCUGAGGCUCAGCCAGGAUGGGCGGAGGCUCCUCAUUGGCAACUUCAGCCUGGAUUGGGACCUAGGAAAUUACUCCGUGUUGUGCAGUGGGGUGCUGGGUGCUGGGGGCGACCAGAUCACCCUCACUGGACCGUCCAUCUCCUCCUGGAGGCUGCAGAGAGCCCAGGAUUCGGCGGUGCUCACUUGGGAUGUGGAGCGCGGGUCCCUGAUCAGUGGUUUUGAGAUCCAGGCACGGCCGGAGGGACCUGACCCGGGCAGAACCACCAGCUACCAGGACUGGGUCUCCUUGCUCAUCCUGGGCCCUCAGGAACGCUCGGCCGUGGUGCCCCUCCCUCCUCAGAACCCGGGGACCUGGGCCUUGCGUAUCCUGCCCACCCUGGGGGGCCGGCCAGGCACCCCAUCCCAAAGCCGGGUCUACAAUGCCGACCCCACCCUGGGCCCCGGGGCCAUCGCUGGCAUCGUCCUUGGCUCCCUCCUGGGCCUGGCGCUCCUGGCAGCGCUUAUCCUCCUGUGCGUCUGCUGCCUGCGCAGGUUCCAGGGAGAGAUUCCCAAGAAAAAGAAGCACCUCCCCACCUUUGCCCCUGUGAUCCCCCCACCAGAAAAGAAGAUGCAGAGCCUGCCCCCAGUGCAGGCUCCACAGCCUCUGCCCCCCAAAGUCCCGCCUGAGGACCCGAGCCCAGCCGGGGCCCACCAAGCCUCCAGCCCCAGCCCAGUCAUCUCUCCAGGUGGGGUGCCGAAGACUGUGCGGGCAGCCACACAGGUGUGACCCGGCGAAUGGCCUGCUCUGUGCAGGGCUUUUUGGGCAAGACUUCCUGUUUCGCCUCCUGUCCUACUGUGAGUCAAGGUCAGACUCUGAGAGUGGGACUUCCUGUCUCCCUCUCUCACUGAGAAGACUGCCUGUAUUCGUGCAACGAAGGAGGUGGGACUCCUGGGCUUGGGGAGACUCCUGCUGACCUAACAGUGUGGUUGCAAACCACCAAGCAGACCAAGACCUGGGGGCUGUGCAGCGAACAGGGGGGCUUCCUGUGCUACUCUGAGCCAGAGAGGGGGGCCCCACCUCAUCCCUGAAAAGGUCUUCCUAUGUCCACUUCUGCCUCCCCCAGACCAUGCCCAUCCAGCUUCCAGAGUCUUCACCUUAAAACAGACCAGAUCACAUGUCCUCUUCCCUUUAAACCAGUGGUUCCCAACUUUUUUUGGCCAUGCCCCACCUAAGCAUCUCUAAAAUCCUGA